This is a messenger RNA of Asparagus officinalis (garden asparagus), 695 nucleotides long. RefSeq names its product chaperone protein dnaJ 20, chloroplastic-like. The transcript has 2 exons. Gene Ontology annotation, cellular component: chloroplast. The record is from RefSeq and is a predicted model, not a curated record. Bases 1 to 588 code for a protein of 195 amino acids. NCBI's taxonomy places the organism in Eukaryota, Viridiplantae, Streptophyta, Magnoliopsida, Asparagales, Asparagaceae.
AUGAGAUUCAAGCCACUCUCCCACACCACCAAAUCCCUCUUCCUUCAACCCCCAAGCCAACCGAACAAACCCUUCACCCUGAACCCAAAACCUCUCAAAUUCCCAUCAAUUCACUUUCCGUCGCCGUCACCAUCGAUAUCGUCGUCAUCCUUCAAAGCCAGACCAACAGCGGCAGAACCCAAAAGGGGGAGCUUUUAUGAGCUUCUUGGGGUAUCAGAAGGAGGGAGCGGUGAUGAGAUCAAGAGAGCAUACAAACAACUGGCGAGAAAGUAUCACCCUGAUGCCUCCCCUGGUCCUGAGUUGGCUGAGGAGUACACGAGGAGGUUCAUUGAGGUGCAGGAGGCUUAUGUGACUCUCUCGGAUCCUCGACGGAGAGCUGUUUAUGACGGGGAUUUGGCUCUUGGACUGCAUCCCGCAUUCUCAACGAGGAGGAGGUCUGAUGAGGAACUGGAGGAGAGGUCCCAAUGGAAGAGUAGAUGGCAUGAUCAGGUAACCGAGUUGAAGAGGAGGAGCACGGACAAAGGUUCCGAAGAAAAUCUUUCAUGGGGAGCUCGAAUGAGAAGUCAAAGAGCUAAAUCAUCGACAUAAUAAGUGUUGGAUGUUUUGUUGGAAAAAAGGCAAUUGUGCCUUCAUGAAUAGUAAUGAGUUUUGUAAUCAAAACAUGUUUUAAUUAGCAAAUAAAAAAUAAGCGUAAC